Penicillium alfredii is the source of this 4170-nucleotide messenger RNA. RefSeq names its product putative jumonji family transcription factor. Lineage: Eukaryota; Fungi; Ascomycota; Eurotiomycetes; Eurotiales; Aspergillaceae. Gene Ontology annotation, cellular component: nucleus. Gene Ontology annotation, molecular function: histone H3K9 demethylase activity; histone H3K36 demethylase activity. Gene Ontology annotation, biological process: chromatin remodeling. The record is from RefSeq and is a predicted model, not a curated record. The transcript has 4 exons. The coding region runs from base 1 to 4170 and encodes 1389 amino acids.
AUGGCGGCAAUCCUCGACCAGCCGCACCUCGACCCUGUUGCGGCCGGACCGGUCGACUCGGCCUCCAUUACUCCGCCGCAGAGCGCUAACGGCAAGAAGGAUGCCCCCGAAGGCGUCCCUUCUGAGUUAUCGGACCUCGAACUGGACUCCAAAACCGCCGCUCCACCUGAUGCGAUUUCGGCAAAACAGGAAAUAGAGGAAGAGGAAGAGAUCGAACCUGACCAUUACUAUGGCGGCGGCAAAAUCCCAGUUUUCAAACCGACAAUGGACCAGUUCCGCGACUUCCAAUCAUUCAUUAACCGAAUCGAUAAAUAUGGAAUGCAGGCCGGAAUCGUCAAGGUGGUUCCUCCGAAGGAAUGGUCCGAGUCGCUUCCAGCGCUGGAUGAUGCUGUCAAGAACAUCCGCGUGAAGAAUCCCAUCAUGCAGGAGUUCCACGGAUCGCACGGAACCUACACUCAAGCCAACAUGGAACGACAGCGUUCGUAUAAUUUGCCACAGUGGAAGGGACUGUGCGAGGAAAGCAGUCACCAGCCGCCAGCUCGCCGAGGAGAGCGACGCCGCAACCAGGAACGUGCCAAUCGCGCAGCCCAUACACCGCGGCCCCAGCCGGUACGCCCGGAUGGCCAGAAGCGGCGACCCGGCCGUCCUCCCAAGCGGGCAAACCAAGUCAAAGUCAAAGAGGAGCCUCCGGCCGACGAUGUCGAUAAGUCCAAACUCGAAGGCCCGCCGACGCCUGUGUCGCCCGAGUCCAACCCUGUUGAGGCCAAGAGCGAAGACUUGAGCGAUGGCGAGUCACUCCCCGCCACGAAACCUAAGGCGAAGCAACCCAAGUCCGUGAACGCACGGCGAAAGAACAACCGAGGCGAUGCAGUGGACUACGUCGAUGAGGAGGCAUUCAAUGGUUUUGACUAUCGAAUCCAUGACAACGAAGAUUACACCGCCGAGAGAUGCGACGAGCUCGAGACUGCGUACUGGAAGUCUCUCAUGUUCAACAACCCAAUGUACGGUGCAGACAUGCCCGGUUCGCUGUUCGAAGAGUCCACCGCCUCCUGGAAUGUCGCCAAGCUCCCCAAUCUUCUCGACGUUCUUGGACAAAAAGUACCCGGCGUCAACACGGCGUAUCUUUACUUGGGAAUGUGGAAGGCUACUUUUGCCUGGCACCUCGAAGACGUGGAUCUGUACAGUAUCAACUACAUCCAUUUCGGCGCCCCGAAGCAGUGGUACAGCAUUUCACAGGAAGAUGCACCUCGCUUUGAACAAGCUAUGCGAACCAUUUGGUCCAGUGAUGCGAAGAACUGCAAUCAGUUCCUUCGCCACAAGACUUACCUGGUUUCGCCCAGUCUCCUCAAGUCUCAAUUCGGAAUCACCGUCAACCGCUUGGUCCAUUAUGAAGGCGAGUUUGUCAUCACUUUUCCUUAUGGAUACCACUCCGGCUACAAUAUCGGCUACAACUGUGCCGAGUCGGUCAACUUUGCAACGGAGAAAUGGCUGGACUACGGUCGCAUUGCCAAAAAGUGCCAUUGCGAAGCAGACAGUGUCUGGAUUGACGUGGAUGAGAUCGAGCGCAAACUGCGUGGAGAAACCACUCCCGAAUAUUACGGCGAAUUUGAGAGCGAGUUUGAUGGGUUUGAAGGGGCGUCGGAUCUCCUCACGCCUCCACGCAGUGUGCCUGAGAAAUCCUCCCGAGGCCGCAAGCGGAAGCACCCGGACGACGGGCCGAGGACCAAACGACCUCGUCUCCACCCCGAAGGCCCGCGCAAAAUCCCGUGUUUGUUGUGCCCCAAUAAUCUCGACUACGAGGACCUUCUUCCGACCGAGGAUGGCAAGGGCCAUGUGCACCGACGAUGUGCGUCGUUCAUCGAGGAGACUAUCAUUCUUCGCGACGCCUCCGGCACGGAAGUGGUGUGUGACAUUGAUAAAAUCCCUAAAGCUCGCUUGGGUCUUAAGUGCUUGUUCUGCCGCGAGGUGCGUGGAGCCUGCUUCCAGUGUAACUUUGGCAAAUGCACCCGCGCCUAUCACCCCACCUGUGCCCUUUUGGCCGGUGUUCAAGUUGAACAUGGCUCUAUCGCUGUGAUUGCCGACGAUGGUGCCCAGUAUUCCAUCCCCAGCGUCGACUUGAAGUGCAAGUUCCAUCGCCAGAAGCGACAGGCCGGGCUUUUGGGAGAGUCGUCGGACCUGGAUCGCCGGGUGAUUGAGACUGCUCGCCGCCUGGUACAAGGGGAUUUGAUCCAAUUCCAGGCUGACAAGGAGAUCAAUGGAGCCAUUGUGCUGCAGAAUCGCCCCGAGGAGCGAGCUCUGUUGCUCAAGGUGCUCCCACGAGGCGAUGUGAUCGAAAUGCCUUAUCGCUGGAUGCUCGUUGUUCGCAAGAGUAAUUUCGUGCCCCUCGCGCCAGGAAUCCAACCCCUCCCGACCCACUUGAUGCGAAAGCCCGAUCAGCGAAAAGAGUUAGAAUCAGCGGUCCCAGUCGCAGGCAGUGCCUUUGGCGACAGCCGAUCUCCCUAUCAGUGGGCCGAGUUUGAGACGGUGGAUGCCACUAACAGGCAAUUUGCCCCACCGGUUACGGUCUCCCUCGACAAAGGGGAGCAGAUGUGGCACUACUUGGGCGCGCAAUCCACUGAGAGUAGGGCACAAUAUACACACAACCCUAGCGUGCCCGUCCACAACCCGCGGGCCAAUUUCCUGGACAGCGUCAAGUCGCUUGGCGUGGCUGGUGUCAGCGCUCGUGCAUCGAAGAUCUCACCCCACCACUUUCACUAUGCCACCGCCCCUGCCCCUCCUUACCAGCAAAAUCUUUACGCCCAACACCGACCGCAUUUACAACAUAAAUCGUCCGCCGUCAACGCCCCUCACCUCCAAUCCCGACCGCCCUUCUCUGCCGCCUCCCUGCAGCAUCUCGCCCCUCCCCCUCCCCCUACCUCUGCCGGUGCUGCUGCUGCUGGAGCUCCUGCGAUGCCGUCGGCCUUUCGAACCCUAUCCAAUCAAUCUGCCCGUCAUGCCCCCUACCCUUCGGUCGCCAAAUCGCACGCUCAGCAGCAGCACCACCUUCCUGCCACCAAUACCUUUGCCAACGUUCGGGAACUUAUUGCCCGUCGCCGUCUCGCCCAGAUCACCGACCAUGCCAAUGUCUUUGCCGGGUACACCAUCGUCAGCCCGGAGCUGGUCGUAGAGACCCUGCUGGGUCCCAUGGGCUCAAUACCGCCGGCCAAUGGUCUGGAGAAACUGGAACUGGCCAUGGCCCAGCAGCGAGUGCAGCCCCGGGCGGCGGAUGGGACCUUGCUGCCACCUCAGACCCUCAAUAUGCGGUCGGAAGAGGUGACCCGGCUCCUUCAGAUGCUCCGAUUCUCGCUGGUGAGUCACCGCGAGCGACUGGAUGUGAUUCAAAAGAAGGAGUCGGAGGGUGUCAAGCAAGAGACCGUGGAUCGCGGUAGCAUCGCGGCCGCCAAGGUGCCGGGCAAAUAUGCCUUUCUCGACCAGCAGCGGGCCCAGGCUCCCAAUGUCUACCAGUCCCCGUACAACAUGCCCUCCGGUCUUUCGGAAUAUGCCAAAACCACCUACGGGUUGAUUCCCUCCCCUGAAACGCCGCCCAAGCCGUCUCUGGCGAAUGACUAUUUUGCUAGUCUCUCGCCGAAAGACCAGGAAAAAAUCCUCAAGACCUGCGGGAGCUUUGUGCAGCGUGCCUUUGAACGGUCGGCCAGCCACAGUCGGCACAGCAGCUCAGCAUCAAACCUCCGGCUGUCGUCGGCGCUGGCCCAACAGACCGAAAACCCGACCAUCGACAUCACCACCGUCGAGGAUCCCCCACUGACGGGUCUGGAUUUGCCGCUCCACGCCGAUUCCCCCUGCUCCAGUUUCGGGCGGUCGCAUCUGCGGUUCCAUUCGCCGAACGACUUUCCCAUCCACGGCCCGGAUCCCCACCCAGAUCAUCACGAUCUCUUUGGGGAUCAGCAGGCCAACACACGUUUCUGGCAGAACGGGCCGUGGGCCGCCGGCGAUGGCAACACUCCCAACGACGAGACUCGACCGUUCUUUGGACCUCAUGAACGGCUCAAGCACGAUUACGCGUCUUCGGACAUUUCGUUGGGCAAAGGGCCCGGGUCGUUACAUUCGGUCGACAUGGCAGGCUUUGGUCUUGAUGGGACCGAAGACCUCUGUGCCGAGCUGAGCCCGUAG